This is a messenger RNA of Fusarium sp. VM40, 2361 nucleotides long. The record is from the annotation of a GenBank genome assembly. Lineage: Eukaryota; Fungi; Ascomycota; Sordariomycetes; Hypocreales; Nectriaceae.
AUGGCUGACGAUGGAAUGCUUCUAAAUUUUGACCUGGGUUCUGGUCCAGUGAAGCCCCAGGUUAAAUUUAAAGGUGGACGUUGGCGUGACAGGAAACAGGCUGAGAAGAGUGCAAGAUUGGCCUUUGGAAAACCGUCGCAACCCAAACCUUCAGGAGAUGGACCUGAGGAGGGCAGAUCUUCAAAACGCCAGAGAACAGACGAUGUGGACUAUGAUGAUGAUUUCGAUUUCAAGUCUUCCAAUAGGUUUAAUGCGCGACCAAGACAUGGAGACUCUGACAGUUAUGGAGGCGCUCACUCAGGUCAGCCUCGAAACCAGCAGUCGGAUGGAAAGUCAAGACAAGUCAUUUCGCGCCUCUUCUCGUUCAAUCCCGCGCAGACGACAGAAGCGGAGGAGAAACAGGGAGAAUGGACUGCCCCAGAAGCGACCAAUGCGCCUCUGUCAGAUGUUGCCAACUUCGGCACCUUGACGAUAUCCGCCAGACUUGUUGAGGAGCUCGGCAAGAUGAACCUGGAGCGACCUACGGCCAUUCAGAACAAGGUCAUUCCUCAUAUGUUGACAAGCAGCUCGGACGCUUUUGUGCAGGCUGAGACUGGUUCCGGAAAGACUUUGGCCUACCUCCUACCUAUCCUGCACCGUGUUCUACAGCUCAGCGAGAAGGGUAAGGUCCAGAUUCACAGAGACUCUGGUGCAUUCGCCAUCAUCGUUGCGCCUACUCGUGAACUCGCCAAGCAGGUUCACACAGUUCUGGAGAAGCUCAUCCGGCCUUUCCCAUGGCUUGUUUCGACAGCGAUUACUGGAGGAGAGUCAAAGAAGGCAGAGAAGGCUCGCAUACGAAAGGGUGUCAAUUUCUUGGUCGCCACCCCUGGACGACUUGCUGAUCACAUCGACAACACUAAAGCGCUCAACCUCAGCACUGUUCGAUGGUUGAUUCUCGAUGAAGGUGAUCGACUUAUGGAUCUUGGUUUCGAGGAGGAUCUGAAGAAGGUUAUUACGACAUUGAAGUCGGUCGACGAAUCUGACAAGCUACCCGAUGGAACACCACUCAAGGCCCUCCCAGAGCGGAGAGUUACAGUACUAUGCUCGGCUACUAUGAAGAUGAACGUCCAGAAGCUUGGAGAGAUGAGUUUGGCAGAUGCGACAUUCAUCGCAGCAAAGAAGGAGGAUAUGGAGAUGGAUAUGGAAAAGAGCGAGAUGAAGGCACCCGCGCAGCUUCACCAGUACUACUCUGUUGUCCCGGCCAAGCUUCGACUUGUCACUCUCAUGUCGUACCUCAAGUCUACUUUCUCCCGGCGUGGAAAGACCAUGAAGGCUAUCGUUUUUAUAUCAUGUGCAGACUCGGUCGACUUUCACUACGAGCUCUUACGAGACCCCAACAGCGGCACCGUGGCACCUGUGGCGGGAGCCAAGGAAACUGGAUCCAAGGAGACAGCAUCUAAGGAGUCCGGAUCUAAAGAAUCAGGAUCUAAGGACUCGGGAUCUAAGGAUUCGGGGUCCAAGGAGACAGGACCCAAGGACGCAGCAGCCAAGGAGGCUGAAGCAAUUUCCAGAACAGUUGGAAAGGCAGCUUAUAUCACUUCACCAGCGAGCCCUGAAGUCAUUUUGCACAGGAUGCAUGGAUCAUUGUCGCAACCGAUCCGUACAGCCACUCUCCGGUCAUUCUCGGCUUGCAAGUCGCCCUCUCUCCUCAUCACCACCGAUGUUUCCUCGCGAGGUCUGGAUAUCCCUUCGGUCGACCUGGUCAUCGAAUACGAUCCCGCGUUCAGCUUUGCGGAUCAUAUUCAUCGUGUCGGUCGAACUGCUCGUGCCGGUAGACCUGGUGACGCAAUGCUAUUCCUCCUUCCCGGAACCGAAGAAGGUUAUAUCGAACUCCUGAAAGCGUCAACACCACCAACACCACAGUCUUAUGACUCUAUUCUUCAGAAGGGAAUGAUGACCAAGCUUGAAUUCCCCGUCGAGACGCCUGCGAAGCCGGAGGAUGGACAGUCUUUCCACAACAAGGCCGAGUCCCUCCAGCUGCAUAUCGAACAGCGUCUCCUCGAGGAUGCCAAGCGACUGGAGCUUGCUCGAAACGGAUUCAAGUCCCAUAUCAGAGCGUAUGCUACUCAUACCAAGGAGGAGAGAAAGCACUUUGACAUUUCGGAGCUACACCUGGGUCACACGGCCAAGAGCUACGGCUUGCGAGAGGCGCCUGGCGGCAUCGGUGCGGGUGUGGAGAGGAAGACCAAGAAGCGGACGAAUAGGGGUGUCGAGAAGGAUCCGGAGCAGGCUGCAGGAGACGAGAGGCAAAACCAGAACAUCAUCAGGAAGAAGAGUAUGAUGUUGAUGAAUUCCGCAGCGGACGAGUUCAAUAUUGGUUAG